AUGAGAGACCUUCAGCUUAUUAUAUUGUGUAUAACUAUUUUCAAACUACUUUGUAUAAUAGAAUGCAAGAAAAGAGAAGCUGGAAAUUACUACCAAGGGAAAUGGUCACAAUAUGUGCACUCAUACCCACUUGCAGGAACGGAUAAUGAUCCAAUGAUGAGCCCUAUUUAUAGACACAGUGAUUUCCUUCAUGAAUUAGUAAGUAAUUUUGAAUCCAGAUUAGAAAGCACAUAUGAAAUAUAUACUCAUGGUCUUUUGAGAAGUAACAAUAGUUUUCUUUAUGGAAGAAGGUAUAAUGAGCUAUUAUUCCAUAAUGAUCCUAUUUCUAGAUUUGCAGAGCUUCCUAAAGAAAAGUCUCUCAAUCUAUUCUCGAAAAAAGCAAAUCAAGUUCAGUUUGAAUGGUAUAGAUACUCAUCAGUUUUAACUUUAGCUAGAUAUGUUGGAUCAGGAUUGCUUUCUCUACCGGAUUCUUUGCCAUUUAUUGAUCACUCACCUGAUAUUAAAAAACCAAUAAGAAUAGUUUCACUUCUAAGCAAGAACCGUUUGGAAUGGAGUUUACUAGAUGCUGCAUGCUCAACCUAUGGAAUCGUUAUAAGUCCCAUAUAUGACUCACUUGGUGAAGAUGGAAUAUCUUAUAGUAUAAACUUGGUUCAAUCCAAAACAAUUGUUGUGUCUUUCGAGGUAAUUUCAACAAUAUUAAGAUCAUUACAUAGGAUCCCCAAAAUUAGAUAUGUUAUAGUAUUAAGACCUGAGAAUACAUCCAAAGUUGGAGCACACCUGGAUUUUAGUAUUGACCAAAAUAAAUUAAUUAUUCAUGGAGAGACAAUAAACCUUGAAGAUUACCCAGAUUUACCACGGCAUGUAGAAUUUCUUUCCUUUGAAAGCAUUGUGGAAUUAGGAAGCAAAAAUUUGCAUCUCCCAACUCCUUCCUUGUAUGAGGACAUAAAUUCUAUAUAUUUUACUUCUGGAACAACUGGAACUUCCAAAGGUGUUAUUCAAACUAAUGGUAUUUGGAUUGCAGGAUCAGCAGGACCUUUAAGGUCAUUUUUGAGUCGUUCAGAUAGUAAUUUGAGUCCUAAAGACACUUAUCUGAGCUUUUUACCACUAGCUCAUAUUUUUGAGCGUUUGGUGCAUCUGAUAUUAAUUUACUCUGGGGCUAAGAUAGGUUUCUAUAAUGGUAACAUACUGAAUCUAGGUGAAGAUUUACAGUCCCUGCAUCCAACGGUUUUUGUUUCAGUUCCUCGUCUAUUUACAAAGCUUUACAAGGGUAGAGUUUUACCAGAGAUUAGGAAAAAAGGCAAGUUAACCCAGAACUUUUUCUUUUCAAUUUUGAAUAGGAAAAAGAGAAGUAGGAAUCCAGUAGUUAAUUCUGUAUAUGAUUUUUUGGUUUUCAACAGAAUAAGUAAUUUAUUAGGAGGGCGUAUUAGAUUUACCUUAAGUGGAGCUGCUCCUUUAGAAGACUCUAUGCAACGUGAUAUGAGAGCUAUGCUAAAAUCUCAAAUUGUCCAGGGAUUUGGAACAACAGAGGCAUUAGCUACAUUUUGUCCAGAAUUUACAGAUUUAACAGUCAACAAUAUUGGAGGUCCUAUUCCUAGUGUAGAGUUUCGUUUAUUAAGUGUUCCAGAGAUGGGCUAUGACGUUAGAACUUUUCCUAGACAAGGUGAACUCUUAUUGAGAGGCCCUACAAUCUUCAAAGGUUACCUGAAACAACCUAAUAAGACCAAUGAAGCUAUAGAUACUGAAGGAUGGUUACAUACAGGUGAUAUAGCUGAACUUCUUGAUAAUGGAGCUGUUAGAAUUAUUGAUCGUAGGAAACAUUUGUUUAAACUGUCUCAAGGAGAAUACAUAUCACCAGAGUCCAUUGAAAAUAUCUAUUCAACACACUCACCUUUUAUAGCACAGAUAUUUAUUACUGCCAAAUCUACGGAACCAGUUAUAAUGGCUAUUAUUGUCCCAGAUCCGGAUUAUGUAAAAGCCUGGUUAUUAGGUCAAGGAGUAAAGAUAAAUGAUUGGGAAACGCAAUACAAUUAUAUAUGUCAGCAAGCUAAUUUAAAUUAUUAUAAACUGAAGGAAGAUACCUUACUACGUCAAGGUAUUAUGAAUUCUUUGAAGAAAGUUGAACGUGAUAAUAAUAUAGCUGGACUCAAAAGGAUAAAUAAUUUUCAUCUUGAGUGCGAUGGCUUUACUAUUGAGAAUGGACUACUAACACCUACUGCUAAAUUAAUGAGGUUUAAAUUAAGAAAACAAUAUGAGACUGAAAUUAAUCACUUGUACAACAUUUAUCACGAAGAUCAGGGGUAG
Messenger RNA from Cryptosporidium muris RN66, 2301 nucleotides. RefSeq names its product long-chain fatty acid CoA ligase, putative. NCBI's taxonomy places the organism in Eukaryota, Apicomplexa, Conoidasida, Eucoccidiorida, Cryptosporidiidae. Gene Ontology annotation, molecular function: long-chain fatty acid-CoA ligase activity. The record is from RefSeq and is a predicted model, not a curated record. Bases 1 to 2301 code for a protein of 766 amino acids. Gene Ontology annotation, cellular component: endoplasmic reticulum; membrane. The transcript has a single exon.